AUGGGAGUAGUUGAACAGGCUCACAAUGUUAAAGUUAUUGGGUCAGGCAAGACGACCGUGGUACUUGGUCAUGGUUUUGGCACUGAUCAAUCUGUUUGGAAACAUCUUGUUCCUUACUUAAUCGACAAUUAUCGUGUUGUUCUUUAUGACAACAUGGGCUCUGGUCCGACUAAUCCAGAUUAUUUCGAUUUUGAACGAUACGCUACUCUUGAAGGUUAUGCCUAUGAUUUACUUGCCAUUUUAGAGGAACUUCAAAUUGAUUCUUGCAUAUAUUUGGGACAUUCUCUGUCAUCCAUGACUGGUGUUGUUGCUUCCAUAUUUCGUCCUGAUCUCUUCUCCAAACUCAUCUUGCUUUCUGCUUCACCAAGGUUCAUAAAUUCAGAUGAAUACUAUGGAGGAUUCGAAAAGGAAGAUAUCGAUCAAUUAUGUCAAGCGAUGGAGUCGAACUACAAGUCAUGGAUCGAUGGUUUCGCGCCGCUAGUAAUUGGCGGCGACAUGGAUUCAGUGGCAGUACAAGAAUUCAGCAGAACCUUAUUCAACAUGAGACCAGAUAUCUCAUUAAGUGUCUUUCGUACUAUUUUUACGUUCGAUUUAAGGCAUUUUCUCUCUCGUGUUACGGUUCCUUGUCACAUUAUCCAGAGUUCCAAGGAUUUGGCCGUACCAGUGGCAGUUUCGGAAUAUAUUCACCGAAAUCUGGGUGGGAAGUCAAUUGUCGAAGUCAUCUCAACCGAAGGUCAUCUCCCGCAGCUGAGCGCACCGGAAGUCACUGUUCCGGUGCUGCUUCGCCAUAUUUCUCAUAAUAUUACUAUCGAUCAUCAACUUUCCCAGUAG
Molecule: messenger RNA, 831 nt
Organism: Solanum verrucosum
Lineage: Eukaryota; Viridiplantae; Streptophyta; Magnoliopsida; Solanales; Solanaceae
Product: probable esterase D14L
Exons: 2
Coding region: 1-831 (276 amino acids)
Biological process (GO): response to karrikin
Source: RefSeq, a predicted model, not a curated record